UGUGUGUGCUGCGACCAUGAAGUCGUACGUCCUGAUUUUCCUCGUGGCCGCGUCGGCGAUACGCGAAGCGUGGUGCGAAGUGGCGUCGGCGUCGGCGUCGGCGGGGACCCAGGAUAACGCUGUGCCCUCUCACGAUGCGGAUGCCGAGGUGGGUGGCAGCGGGUGGACCGAGAUUUUCGGGUGCUUCAAAGGCGAUUCGCCUAACCGUUGCCUCAGGGCCCGAUCCCUCCGGGCAUUGAAACAGUGGAGUGCCGAGGUCGUCAGGGUAUCUCGCAGCGACCCCGACACCUUCGACGACUCGACAAGUGCCGGUGAUUUAGUUGAAGAGAUAGGACAACUUUUCACGUUUGGAAUUUCUAAGUUUUUCCACAAUGAAUUCGAGCCGGCCUCGGCCGUGGCCAGCCCCCAUCCUUCCUCUGAUGCUUCCGCCAAAUCUGCCUCAGGAGACCCCAUUGAAGAAGGUCGUGGACACCACAAGAAGAAGAAGAUCCAAAAGGAAAUCAAGAAAUUCGUGCUGAAAAUCCUGAUCGGUAUCUUCCUGAUCAAGCAGAAAAUAAAAAUGUUGUUAAUGAUGCUGCAGACGCUACUCAUGUCCAAGUUCCUCAUCGUGGCGACCAUCUACGCACUGUCGAGUACGUUCAAGAUCUGGUACGACAUCAAGCACUCGAAACACGACAACAAAGUCAUCUACUACGAGAAUGCUCACCACCAACACCACUACGAGCCCCCAGACCACAGUGAGUACGAGGACCACCACGGCGGAUGGGGCGGCAUCUGGGGAAGGAGCAUCGCGGUGACCGAGCCCAGCCAGAUCAUCGAACACGGAAUUCACUAUCCAAGGAGCUUUAGUCUCACUCAGUCCGAUUACAGCCCUCAGUCCGCUCAUGCCCUAGCUUACUCACAACAAAAGCCCAGCUAGUUCCUAGCUAGCUCUCAAACCAUCUCUCCCCCGUCCCCGUCCAGUCUCAAUGUCUACAACUUAACUCUCCCAUUACGUUACCAGGCGUAACUUGGAGUGUAGUCACCGCCUCUCUCUCCAUCAUCCUCCUUCCUUGUUGAGACGACAUCCUCUUUCUUACCCCCUCCCCUCAAGAAAAAAAAAAAAAGAAAUCACUUAAUCUGGGAUUUUGUCUUAGAAUGAAAGUGUCCCCAACAAUGGAUUGCGAGAAUAUAACUGACCUGGAAAAAGCCAAAUUUUUAUUUUAAAAAAAUAUUCACGAGGAGGACCCAAUGCAUUCGACAGAAAAACCAUGAUGCGGGUCCCUGAGUAGUUUUUGGCAAAUGAUCUUCCAUUGACGACCGAUCGGAACCCACAGUCAGUUGGCUCUUUAACGGUCCCGCAUCGUGAAAGCUCCCAUUUCAGAAGCUGCAGCUUUGAGGGGAGGGGGCAAAAACGACCGUUGAGUGCAAUGAUCCAUUCACCCGGUUUAGGGACUCGAUUCCUCUCUUCAGUGUGUGCCUACCUACAUUUAGAUGAAUAAAAAUUCCAAAGUAUCUUGUCAACGAGGAAUAGGAGGAUCACUUGCAAAAGUAGACUAUGCAACUUGUAAACAUAUGGAAUUCAUUUAAUUAAUACGAUCUCUAUAAUUAGUCCGGUGCAGCAAAUGAAUCCGAUUGAAAACAUGAAAUUUUUUGGAUCUAUACCAUUUUUUUCCCUUGUGGCAGCCCUCCGUAAGCAAAAAUAAUGGUGAAUGAAAAAGAAAAUUCGAGACCCUAUUCACCCCUUGCCACUUCUAAUAUUUUAAAUGUACGUGGCCAAUACUCUUAUGAAACUACCUUUUACUUGAAAUGCACAUAGUUUUUCUCCAGACAAGUCCUGUUUGAAAGCCACUUACAAGACAAUCUAAAAGAUUUGGCCCAUUUCUCUAUGCUCCGGUGACUUUGUGUUAGGAAUCGCACGUAUCAUGUAAAUAACACUCAAGUACCUAUAACAAGAUUUGGCAACCCCUAUUCUUGUUCUUCAGAUCAGCUCUACCUCCGAUGGAUCACUCAUUUAAUAUUUUAUGAUCAUCAGCUAUCUCUUAGGUGAGUGCGUAGAAUAACAUUGACCAAAAGUUCUCUCGCUUAUUUAUCCGGUUUCACCCUCAGCAUCAUUAUACUACAUAGUUGUAAAAUUUGAUUAAAGUAUUAUUCGUGCGUCCUACAAUACAGAGACCUGCCAGCUUUUGUGAGUUUUUUACCAUGAUGUGCUGGAUGCAAUAAAAAAAAAUAAUCGAAAUCUACGAAACUAUUUUGAAAUGGUGAGGUUUGUUUCACUAUUCAUGCAAGCCUCGUUAACCAUCAAAGUUCAUUAAAAUUUAUUAUCAUCAUUCAAUCAAAAUUCGUAAAAAAGCUGUGAAUUAUGUUUUUGCAUGCCUGUACACAUUUUAAUUGCACGUACCUACUUUACCAAUACCGGCCAAAUUAAUUUUUAUACACAAAGGUACUUGUUUUGACUGAAGUUGACGAACCAUGUAAAGGGGUUAAAAUAAACUAAAAAUUGUCUUGGCGUGCUUAGUUCAGGCCUGAAUUUUACGCUGUUGCCAUAUUUGUUCAUUUUCAUUAUACUUAAUGAGUCCAUCAUAUUUUUAGUGAAACAAUGAGUGAUUAUAUUAACUUGAAAAUGAUACAUACUUUAAGAUGAAAUUCUGUCACCGUGCUCCAUUUGAAACAUUUUUAGUGAUAAGUGGCUCGUUUUGAAUGAAUGAUCUAUCUUUGACCAUUCCUAUUUUGUGCGGGACAUUUUUAUACUGUUAUUUUGUAAAUAAUAAUAAUUUAUUUAUUUAAAUUAAUUUAUUGAUUAGUGAUUAAGUUUUUUUGUCAUAGAGUGAUUUCCAUGCUCCUCUUAAUGUAGGAUUAGUUGCAAAUUAGCUCAAUUUUUUUAAAAUGUUUGGCAAAGUUGUUCAAAGUUCCACAAUAGGAAAACAAAAAUCAAAAACAGAAAAUUUUAAAAUUUUGGAUAUUUGCUAGUUCCUGAAGUGAAAGAUGAGUAUCACUGGAAAAUUGUUAGAGAAAUAAGCGUGCAUGAUUCUUCGAAUGUACUUACGACCUAUACAUUUUUUCAGAAGUGUCCUUGGAGCAGCUGUAAACCCUACCUCCAGUUUUAAAACCUCAAUAAUCAAAUAAAUGACGGAUGAAAAACUAA
Messenger RNA from Bemisia tabaci, 3124 nucleotides. RefSeq lists its product as uncharacterized. Lineage: Eukaryota; Metazoa; Arthropoda; Insecta; Hemiptera; Aleyrodidae. The record is from RefSeq and is a predicted model, not a curated record.